UCCGCCUCUGUGAAAACCGCGCCGCUAGGCCAGGCCUGGGCGGAGCAUCCAGCGGCCGGCUGGGAAGGUUGCGUCGGAGUACGUGGUUGGCCAGGCUGCUGUGGGCGUUAGGCGGACGUGCGGAACCUACAAAGAUGGCGGUGCAGGUGUUGCAAGCUGUUCAAGCGGUUCAUCUUGAGUCUGACGCUUUCCUAGUUUGUCUCAACCAUGCUCUGAGCACUGAAAAGGAGGAGGUGAUGGGUCUGUGUAUAGGGGAGUUGAAUGAUGACAUAAGGAAUGACUCCAAAUUUACAUACACUGGAACUGAAAUGCGCACAGUUGCAGAAAAGAUGGAUACCAUCAGAAUUGUUCACAUCCAUUCUGUCAUCAUCUUGCGACGUUCUGAUAAGAGAAAGGACCGUGUAGAAAUUUCUCCAGAGCAGUUGUCUGCAGCCUCAACAGAGGCAGAAAGGUUGGCUGAACUAACAGGCCGUCCCAUGAGAGUUGUUGGCUGGUAUCAUUCCCAUCCUCAUAUAACCGUUUGGCCAUCCCAUGUUGAUGUUCGUACACAAGCCAUGUACCAAAUGAUGGAUCAAGGCUUUGUAGGACUUAUUUUUUCCUGUUUCAUAGAAGACAAAAACACAAAGACUGGUCGGGUACUCUACACUUGCUUCCAAUCCAUACAAGCCCAAAAAAGCUCAGAGUAUGAAAGAAUUGAAAUCCCAAUCCAUAUUGUGCCUCAUAUUACUAUUGGGAAAGUAUGCCUUGAAUCAGCAGUUGAGCUGCCAAAGAUCCUGUGUCAGGAAGAACAGGAUGCAUACAGAAGGAUUCACAGCCUUACACAUCUGGACUCAGUAACCAAGAUCCAUAAUGGCUCAGUGUUUACCAAGAAUUUGUGCAGCCAGAUGUCAGCAGUCAGUGGGCCUCUACUACAGUGGUUGGAGGACAGAUUGGAGCAAAACCAGCAGCAUUUGCAGGAGUUGCAACAAGAAAAGGAAGAGCUUAUGGAGGAGCUGUCUUCCCUAGAAUAAAGCAAGAGGACAAAAGCGCGGGCAGCUGAAGAUAACGGGUAUACAAUUUAUUAAACUAAAUCAAUUUUGAAAAAUAUAAAGUUGGAGGACCCACAUUUUAUAACUUCAAGACUUAUAUAACUUCAAGACUUACUAUGAAGCUGCAGUAAUCAAGAUACUAUGAUAUUUGCAGAAGAACAUAUGUAUAAAUCAAUGGAACAGGAAAUAAAAUUCAGAAAUAAGCACACAAUAAUAUGCUUAACUAAUUUUGAAAAAGUACAAAGUGAUCAAGAAGAAAGGACAGUCAUUUCAACAAAUUGAAUUUCCACAAGCCAACAAAAUACAUUCUAAAAGUCCCUCAAAAUGUGUCAUGUAUUUAAAUGUAAGGUGGAAAACUUAAAAAAAAAAUCAUUUAAGAAAAAUUUUCAGGAGUCAGGUACUUAAUCUUCAACUCAAAAGCACAGUCUACAAGAAAAAAGUAAAUAUUUAGACUUCAUCAAAAUUAAAACUUUUUAUUCUGCAAAGUAUUAAGAAGAGGAAAGGCAAGAAAUUACUUCCAACCCAUGUAAUAUCUGAUCAAUGGAAAAGAUAUGCUCAAAACUCAAAAAUAAACAAUUCCAUUAGAAAAUAAAAGAAGACAUAAACAUUGUCACUAAAGAGGAUAAAUAGAAGUAAUUAUGUGAAAAUAUAUUAACCCUCAUAAGUCACUGGGAAGUGCAAAUUAAAACUACAGUGUGGUAUGGUAUAUACUUAAUCAUAAUUGCUAAAGAGGAAAUAGUAAAAAUGCCAAAUACUGUUGAGGAUGUAGACUAGAUUUCUCAUACAAUGACAGGAUUGUAAAAUACAGCUACUGGGUAGAAGAGUUUGGAAAUUUUUAUAAAGUUAAACGUAUACUUAACAUGACCCAGCAGUCACACUGUCUUUGCACAAAAACUUUUUACAAAAUGUUUCUUGGCAGCUUUAUUUGUGGUAGCUGCAAAUUAGAAACAACCCAAAUGUUCUGUAGUGGGUAAAUGUUUAAAUAAGCCAUUCUUACCAUGGAAUUCUACUCUGUAGUGGAAAGGAACACAUUGCUAAUAUCUGUAUAAUUUAGAUGAGCCUUGGGGCAUAUAGUAAAUGAAAGAAAAGCAAGUCUUAAAAAGGUCACUUACUGCCAGGCAGUGAUGGCACACGUCUUUAAUCCCAGCACUCAAGAGGCGGAGGCAGGCAGAUCUCUGAGUUUGAGGCCAGCCUGGGCUACAGAGUGAGUUCUAGAAAAGGCUCCAAAGCUACACAAAGAAACCCUGUCUCAAUGCCCCCCCCCCAAAAAAAAGGUCACUUACUGUAUGGUUGUAUUUCUAGAGCAUUGUUGAAAUGUUAGAAUUAAUGAAAAGGAAGAACAGAUUUCCAGAGUCAGGGACUAGACAUUGUAUAGCAUAUGUAUUAUUAUUGGAGUGUGACAUAAGAGUUCAUUUAGGCUGAUGAAGCAGUUUUAUAUCUUAAAUUUAGUGUUUAGUACAUAAAUAUGUUCCUGUGCUAGCAUUUUAUAGAUUUAUAUAUAGAAAAAUCAAUGCAUGUAAAAUCUAGUAGAAGUGAAUAAAGUCUGUAGUCUACUUAGCAGUAUUAUACCAUUACCAUAAUAUUGGUUUUGAAGUUCUACAGUUGAAGAUCUUACUAGGACAAACCAUUCCUCCUAAAGUCACCAAUAACUUCCACAUAGUCAAACUUAUAUUCUUUUUUGAAAACUGCCAUUAAUAAACCUCUGGCUUGACACAGUUAGUCAUUUUUCCAAAUCUACCACUUUGUUAUCAUAUAUUUUAUUAUUUCCUAUCUGUUCCUUCUAAAAUUCAUUCAUAAGCUUCUCCAUGAAGUUAUAAACAAAUCCAUUUCUCUCUCUACAUCUCUGAACUCCAGACUUAGAUUUCUAGCUGCCCAUUAUAUAUUUCCACUGGGCAGUCUUAUUACCACAUUGAAUUUGAUAAAUUUUAACAUGUUUCUGGCCCAACCUAUAUUAUUUUAUAUUUCUUACCUUAGUGAAGGGAAGCAUCCAUGUGCACAAAUUGGAAUUCAAAUAGGCAACCUCAACAUCUUUGUCACCUUUUAAACUGUUUGCACUGUUACAGAGUUCUAGCAAUUUGGAUUUCUUUUAAAUAAUUAGAGUUGGAAUGUAUAGAAUAGGUAUGUGUGAGGAGGAAUGGGCAGAUGGGGUAUCAUGGUGCCUAGUGUCUGGAGUUACUUUAUGAAGGCAUAAGAGUUCUUAGCCUUGUAGCAGCAGGACAGGAACAAGAUUUAGUGAAAGAUGUCCUGUGUCAGUACCCUCACAGUGAAGCAGAGACAAUGAUCCCUUUCAUUAAAUAAAAUGAUUGAGCAAAUAAGUAAAGGCAUUGAGGAAAAUUGGAGCUAGUUUUUUCAUGCUUGAGACUUUUUUUUACAGAUAUGUGAAAAGGAAAGAUAAAAUUACCCCCAUGAUGUUAAAUGGAAAUAGAAAGUUAACAUGAUUGUUUUAAAAGGGAAUUAUGUGUAUUAAUUGAGAGAAUGAUCAUUUUAUCUGUAUACCUCCAGUUCUUACCUCUGCCCAUUAAGAGGGAAUAGAAAUGGUACUUCAGUAGCUAAUGAGCACUCCUGCUACCAAGAUGCUAGACUUCAAAUACUGUUCUCCACUAACAGUGAAUUGAAUUGACUCCAGAAAUGAAUGCAUAUGUAUAUGGUAAACUGAUUUUUAACAAAAAUACCAAGACAGUUGAAUGGGGGAAACCAUAGUCCUUUCAACAGCUGGUGACUUGUCAACUAAAUAUCUGCACAGAAUAAUGAAGGUGGACCCCUACCCCAUAUCAUGUAUGAGUGUUAAUUAAAAUGUAUUAAAGAUUUAAAUGUAAAAACUUGUAACUAUUAAAAUAUUAAAACAUCAUUAAAUCUUUAUUACUUUGGUUUUAGCAAUGGCAUUUUAGAAAAAACACAAAAAGAUAGUUGUUAGACCUGAUGAAAAUUUAGAAAUGUACAUCAAAAACAUUAAAAAAAUGAAAACUCAGAAAAUGGGCCAAAACAUUUAUAAAUAACAUAUCUAAGAAUCUAGUAUCCAGAAUAUAUAAAGAGCUCAGACAACAACUGCAAAAAAGCAACCCAAUUCAGAAGUGGACAAAUACCACUUGAUACUUACAUUGAAUAAAAAUGUAUAACCAGUCUUCUGGAAAAAUGAUAGACUAGCAGCUGUGUGACCUAAUGAAGAGUGAGAAUAAAAUAAAAUAUUUCAAUGAGAGGAAGGGCUUUAGAAAUUCACAAAGUUAGCAAUCUUAAAAAUUGGAAAAGAGAUGGGUGUUGCACUGGAAAGCAGCCAAGCUGAACGCAGCUCCACCCUCAUUACUCUCUGGCAGGGGGAAGAGAAGCAGAAGUGUGGUGGUAUUGUGUUCCCCAAAAUAUUGUGUACCUUAAUAAACUUAUCUGGGGUCAGAGAACAGAAAAGCCACAAGAUACUUAGGCUAGAAAAUGUUAGCACACGCCUUUACUCCUAGCACUCCAGAGACAGAAAUCCCUCUGGAUCUCUGUGAGUUCAAGGCCGCAUUGGAAACAGCCAGGCAUGGUGACUCAUGCCUUUAAUCCCAGAAAGCAGCUUUUAAUCCCAGGGAGUGGUGGUAGAAAGCAGAAAGGUUUGUAAGGCGUGAGGACCAGAAACUAGAAGCAUUUGCCUGGUUAAGCAUUUUGGCUGGUUAAGCAUUCAGGCUUCUAGCAGCAGUUCAGCUGAGAGCCAUUGGGAUGAGGACACAGAAACUUCCAGUUUGAGGAAACAGGACCAACUGAGGAAUUGGCAAGGUGAGAUUGCUGUGGCUUGUUCUGUCUCUGAUCAUCCAGUGUUCACCCCAAUAACUGGCUUCAGGUUUGAUUUUAUUAGUAAGACUCUUUAACAUUCAUGCUACAUCGAAGCCUCCUUCAACAGGUAAUCUAGGCCACAUUGAGGAAAAUAGAUGGGUAGUUCUCCCUUCAGAACACUCCUAUAGCCCGUGCAAACCUCAAAUCCUGUUGGAGGUUUGGUGAGACAGUGAUUCCUCUGUUGGAUGGGUCAGCAGUGGAGAGGAAAGCCAUUUUGCCACUUGGUAAGACUUCAGAGCAGUAGCCUAGUGCUAUCUUAAGAAAACUUAAAAACUGAGCUACCCGUGGGCAAGAGAACAGGAAACAACCACAAACCAGGGAUCCUAAAUUUAACAUGCCUCAGCUCCAGAGAGAGAGAGAGAGAUUUGGAGGCAGUUGCAGGGAGUGGAAUGGCUGGAUACUAACAAGUCAAAAAGGACAAGAAGCUCUCAUCUCAGUAAAUUUCAUAGGGAAAAGUAUCUUCUCCCUCAGUGGUCAAGAACAGACCUCACCUGUGAAUAACCCUGGAGUAUGAUAGUUCUGAGGUGCAGGUGAGUGGAUAAAACAACUUCUAGGACCACAUACCGCCAUUCACUACUAUAGUCUGAGAAUUCAGAAGCUCCAGGGGUCUACUUGAAAUUCAUGGCUACAUCCCUUCCUCACGGAGAGAUGUAGGGAGUCUUAAAAGCAUAAAGACAUAUCUUUCUCCCUGUAACAGAUCUUAGUGCUGUAACUGUUUCCCAUACUUCCAACAAACUUGAGAGACAUUCUCUAGGUAGAAAAUUAGUCAUCCCAGAAAUUACAAUCUGAGGAGUAUUGGGCAGGUGGAAGAACCUGUCCAGCCCACAAAUUGUAAAGUUAAGAGUGGCCAGCCAAGAACCCUAUUAUACAACAAAGAAAAGCUACUAAAGUGAAAAAACUGUUUUCAAAUAUUAAGAAAGUCCAAUAUAGUUUUAACAGGAGCAAAAAACACAGGAAUGAUAAAAGAUCACAUGUUCAGCUGAUACCACCUGCCUAAUACUCCACAAAUUGUGCCCUUUCAUAUUCAUCUUAUUUUGUUUGCACAUAUUUUUCAUUAUUGAACAAUGUUUUCCUUUCCCUUUUUCCUUUCUGACCUCUGUGCUUCCACACUUUUUUUCAUUCUGCUAUACUCUUUUGUAGUACUAUGACUUUGCUUAUUGGUUUAUUUUUCAAACUCUUUAUUUACUGUGUAUGUAUGAGUGUGCAUGAUGACUGUGGGUACACAUGCCACAGUUCAUGUGUGAAGGUCAGAGGACAACUUUAUAAAAAUGGCUGUCUCCUUUUACCUUUACAUUCCAGGGACUGACCUUGAGCUUCCAGGAAGAUGAAGACUCAUUUUUGCAAGUUUGUUCAUUGAUUUCUGGUUGAUUGAAUUGUUUGUUGUUUUCUUUCUUCACUAUUAGUAUUUGGGGGUUGCUUGUUUGCUUAAGGAUCACCUGAUCAUUUCAAUAGAUGCAUAAAAUGCUUUUUAAAAAGUUCAAUAUCCAAAAAACCCUUCAAUAUCUACUCAUGAUAAAAUUCCCUGAAGGAACUGGGAAUAGAAUGAACAUAAUUUGACAUGGUAAAGGCUUUAUUCAAUAAGCCUAUAGCCAACAUGAUACUAAAUGUUGAAAACUGAAAGCACUUCUGCUAAAGUAAGGAAUAAAACAAGGGUGCUCACUCUCGUCAAUGUUAUUCGAUAUAACAGUUAAAGUCUUAGCUAAAGCUGUAAGAUAAGAGAAUAAAAUAAAAGAAUACAAAUAGGAAAGAAAUCAAAUUAUUCGUAUUUGCAGAUAAUAUGAUUCCAUUUUUCAAAAACCCUAAGUACAUCACUGAAAAACUCUUAGAACCAACAAAUAUUUUCUGCAAAGUAGUAGGGCACAAAAUAUGCUGGAUUGUUUUAUGUUAGCUUGACAUGAGAUAGGAUCAUUUAGGAAGGAAUCCUCAAUCAAGAAAAUGCCCCUACCAGAUUGACCUGUGGGUAAGGCUGUGGGGCAUUUUCUUAAUUAAUGGUUGAUGUUGGUGGGCUCAUCCCACAGGAGAUAGUGCCACCCUAUGGAGGGUGGUCCUUGAUAGUAUAAGAAAGCAGGCUGAGCAAACCAUGAGGAACAAACCAGUAAACAGUGUUCUGCCAUGGUUUCUGCCUCAGUUCCUGAAUCUAGGUUCCUGCCUUGAGUUCCUGUCCUGACAUCCCCCAGUGAUGGAGUAUGAUUUGAGAUUUGUAGAUGAAAUAAACCCUUAAUUCCCAAGCUAAUUUUGGUCAUGAAAUUUUUUUUUCACUGCAAUGGAAACCCUAACACAAAAUGAACACACAAAAAUCAGUAGCUAUUCAUAUACCUUGAUGAACCUGUUGAGAAUGAAGUCAGUCUAGAAAAAAUCUCAUUUAAUAUACAAAAAAAUGAAUAAGUAAGAAAUAUAAAUAUAAACCAGGAGGUAAAACAUGAUGAAAACUUUGUCACUGAGGAAAGAAAUUGAAGACAAAAGUAGAAGAUGUAAAGACUUCUCAUGCUUGUGGAUUGUCAAAAUUAAUAUUGUGAAGAUGGCUGUGUCUUUGAAAGUGGUCCUUAGGAUUCAACAAAAUCUCUAUUAAAGGUCCUAUGUUAUUCCUCACAGAAUCAAGAAAUGAAAGAGAGAGAGAGAGAGAGAGAGAGAGAGAGAGAGAGAGAGAGAGAGAGAGAGAGAGAGAGAGAGAGAGAGCAAUCUUAUGUUCAACUGUCAACACUAGAGGGGGCGGGGAGCUGGAAAGCUCAAGUCCUUUUAGAACUGAAUGUACUUGCUGAUGUCUGUAAUCCCAGCAUUCAGAAGACUGAUGUAGAGGGAUUGUUGUUGAGGCCAGCCUGAACUACAGAAUGAGAUCCUUAGUUUUUUUUUUUUUUAAGAAGGCCUUACACUGUUUGGAAAAACUUGCAGUAAAAGUUGUUUUAAAAUUAGAUCAACAUUGUUUUACCUGUACUCAUACAGUGUUAGAGUUUACCUCUGAUGUUAAUGUUUUCACUGUAAUGACAAAGUUUUGCCUACUGUCUUAAUCUUAAUGAUUAUAGUUGCCACUACCUAAUAACUAAGCCCCAACAAAAUUGGGGUGGCUACUUGCCAAGGAACAUUUCCCAAAACAGUAGGGUAAAUGUUUUGUGCCUCAAAGAAAAGUGACUCUUUUUCACAAAAGAAAAAAACUUUACUUGGUUUAAAAAGAAAAUAAAACUUUCACCAGAUUGGGUCAUUUAUUUUAGAAGAGUGAAGCUUUAUCGUGCUUCUGAGUUCUUGGACUACUGGUGGUGCCUCACUACGAUUAAGACUUUUUCAUGUUACAAUAUUGCUAUUCCAGUGUUAUUUGCUCACUCUAUACAUAAAAUUGAGGUCUUUGAAACUCAUCUUCAGUAUACUUUUGUGUGGGAAAUAUCCUUUAUACCCUUGUGCUUAUGCUAAAAGUACUUAAUGAAUGUUAUAUUCUCAAAGGGAGGUCCUAGCUAUGUGAUGUCUGAAAAGUAGUUUUAGAUGCUGGAGAAAUAGGUCCCACUCUGCUGAUGAAGCUAAUAAAAACGGGAGUGCUUAAAAAAACUAGUUAGCAUGAAGUCAUAGACUUAAGCAUUCCUGUUUCUAUCAGCACUUUAGUACCAUGAUCUUUAUCCCCCACUUCUCUUUCCUGGGGACUUUGUUACACUGAUGUUUCUACACAUACUUGGGCCUGGUUUAAAGAUAGCUUAGCUUACUUAAAGAACAUUGGGUAUGUAACCCUCUCUCAACAUGAUUAAAUAGUUUAUGUAAUUAAGAGGUAUAUUCUCAGAGAAUGGUCAUAUUUAAAAUCUAAAUGGUCUUCUUUAAGUAAGUGUUACACUAGGAUAUAGUCUCCAUUUUCCAGUAAUCUUUUUUUCAGUACUAGGAUGCUACAACUGUGCAGCCUAUGCAAAAAGUAACUCUGUUAGCUGGGUGGGAUUAUUGCAGUACUUACCUCAUAUGACCCCACCCACUAGCACCAUCAAAUGCACCUUUAUUUCAUUUUCUCUGUCUCAUGGACAGUAGCCCAUAGUGAAUUCUGCCAUUUGACAACAGGAUGACUAUCAAGUUUCAUUCUCUGUGGAGUAAACAUUAUAGGAGGAGACUGCACUAAGCAUAUAAGUAUCCCUCUUUUUGUGAGUUUUCCCCUUGGAUAACCAAGACUCAUAUUCCAGUAUAUCAUACAUGUGUGAUAGUCAGUUUGAUAUAUAAAUGUGUUUCUACAAAAUACUUUCUGUCAAGGUAAAAUGUGCAACUUUCAAUAUUCCUUAUUGUGUCUGCAUUAAUAAAAUAUUGAACUAUUUUGGCUCCAGA
Messenger RNA from Peromyscus californicus insignis, 9116 nucleotides. It is a transcript of the gene Brcc3, whose product is annotated as BRCA1/BRCA2-containing complex subunit 3. Gene Ontology annotation, biological process: clathrin-dependent endocytosis; clathrin coat assembly; synaptic vesicle budding from presynaptic endocytic zone membrane. Gene Ontology annotation, molecular function: SNARE binding; metallopeptidase activity; cysteine-type deubiquitinase activity. Gene Ontology annotation, cellular component: BRISC complex; clathrin-coated pit; BRCA1-A complex. The record is from RefSeq and is a predicted model, not a curated record. The coding region runs from base 135 to 1010 and encodes 291 amino acids. NCBI's taxonomy places the organism in Eukaryota, Metazoa, Chordata, Mammalia, Rodentia, Cricetidae. The transcript is spliced from 11 exons.